Molecule: messenger RNA, 1647 nt
Organism: Cannabis sativa
Lineage: Eukaryota; Viridiplantae; Streptophyta; Magnoliopsida; Rosales; Cannabaceae
Product: receptor like protein 29
Exons: 1
Coding region: 17-1429 (470 amino acids)
Cellular component (GO): plasma membrane
Molecular function (GO): protein binding
Source: RefSeq, a predicted model, not a curated record
UUGUUUUCUCUCUCUAAUGGCUUCUCUGUCAUUUUUCCUUGUUGGGUUCUUAGUUUUGGCUAGUGAAGUGAGUUGUUCAUUAGAUGGGUUUGAAAUGGAGAUGGAAAAGGAUGAGCUUUUGGGUCUUUUUGAUGUAAUGGAAGCUCUUUUAGAUGAUUCUAAUUGGGCCAAAGAUCAUCCUCAACCAUGUAGUGAAACUCCAUGGCCAGGUGUUCAAUGUGAGAUUGGUCAAGUUUCUCCUUUCUAUUUUCAUGUCACUAAGAUUCAUAUUGGUUCUGAUAUUCUCAACCCACCUUGUAAAAUCUCUGCUACAAUAUCACAUUCUUUGCUCAAGCUAACUUACCUAAAGACAUUCUCAAUCUUCAACUGUUUCACAACUCAUCCAAUAUCACUUUCUCCUUCUCUUUUUGGCUCAUUAUCUUCAUUGGAACACUUGGUUCUUGAGUCAAAUCCAUCUCUUUAUGGUAAAAUUCCUUUAACCAUAGCUAAACUUGGUAGCUUAAGAGUCUUAACUCUGUCUCAAAACAACCUUGUGGGAAAUAUACCAAGAGAGAUUGGUGAAAUGGUCAUGUUGGAACAACUUGAUUUGAGUUACAACAAUUUAAGUGGUGAAAUACCAGAAGAAAUUGGUGAUAUGGAGAAUUUGACCAUUUUGGAUUUGAGUUGGAACACUCUUGAGGGUCAACUUCCUUCUACAUUGGGUCAACUUCAACUUCUCCAAAAGGUUGACUUUGGGUCAAACAAACUUGUGGGAAAAAUUCCACCUCAUCUUGGUAUGGCCAAGAGUUUAGUACUCCUUGAUUUGAGUAACAAUUUACUCACUGGCUCAAUCCCUGAAACCCUUUCAGGUUUGGAACAUUUAGAGUACUUAAUAUUUGAUCACAACCCUUUUAAUACUAUGAUACCAAAUUUUGUAUGUCAACUCAAAAAACUCCAAACAAUGAGUUUCUCAGGCUGUGGAUUGAUAGGCUCAUUGCCCAAUUUCUCAACUCCUUUAAAACACCUCUCAUCUCUUUCUUUAGACAACAAUAGUCUCACUGGGAAAAUCCCUUCAAACUUAGUGUCAUUACCAAGUUUAGAUCACUUGAAUUUGAGUAAUAAUAAGCUGAGUGGAGAGGUAUUACUUCCUCAAAGUUUCAUUGAAAGGCUUGGGAAAAGGUUGGAUAUAAGAGGAAACAAUGGCUUGUGCACCAGCAAUCAACUAAACCAGAAGAAGGUAUCUUUGUAUUUAGAUGCACCUGUUUGUUUAAAUUCAAGUAGUGAGCCUAAAAGUGAUGAAAGUUUGGCUUGGACUCAUCAUCAUCAUCAUCAUAAUCAGGCAAAUGAGCCAGUUGAGAAUAGGCUUAAGGAGACAUCAGAUGCUUCAUUGUUCUGUUCAAAUAUCAUUUGUUUAUUACUUGUGUUUUUCUUCUCAUUGUUUAUAUUUUGAAUGAUCUUGUAUUUUUUUUUUCCUUUGUUGUUAAUAAUUAAUAUAUAUAUCUAUAUAUACAUAAUUUUGUAUUAUAUUAGACUCCAUUUAAGGUCAUUUUGUGCAUUUGAGAAACUAAACUCAGGUUCUCUAUUAGAUUUGGUUAUUUAGAUAUACAACUUAUGACAAUUUAAUUCUAGUUAAUUAGUAAUUUUUUCUCUUAAUUUUAACAUGUACAA